This is a messenger RNA of Amphibalanus amphitrite, 2750 nucleotides long. Its product is annotated as inositol hexakisphosphate and diphosphoinositol-pentakisphosphate kinase-like. Gene Ontology annotation, biological process: inositol metabolic process; inositol phosphate biosynthetic process. The record is from RefSeq and is a predicted model, not a curated record. Gene Ontology annotation, cellular component: cytosol. Gene Ontology annotation, molecular function: 5-diphosphoinositol pentakisphosphate 1-kinase activity; inositol hexakisphosphate kinase activity; diphosphoinositol pentakisphosphate kinase activity. NCBI's taxonomy places the organism in Eukaryota, Metazoa, Arthropoda, Thecostraca, Balanomorpha, Balanidae.
GCGGACGUGCGAGCGCUUCUGUCGCGCCGAUCUCCGUGUGGCUUUGUCGUCGGUCGAUACGCGCGGGGUCGCAGCGGCGCCGGUGGGUGGUGCGCCUUCAGCAGACGUGGUUGAGGAGCGUCGACGGCUCUCGGGGGUGGUGUCGGAACGGGCGCGACGGGUGCCGGAGACGAGGUGACGGGUGUUCGCCGCGCGGCCAUGCGCUCCCGCGGUGACGGCCCGGCGGCAGCCGCCUGGCAGGAGGGCAGCGGCCACCCGCUGCUGGCCGGAUACAUGGACAUGGUGCGACUGUUCUGCGCACUCUGCAAAGACCACCACGCGCUGGAAUUUCAGCACGGCGACGGUGAUCACUGGCACGACUGGACCACAAUUUACCGCAGGGCAGACGCCAUUCCUGAUGACUACGACGAUGAAGGAAAACAGGUGGUGGUCGGCAUCUGUGCCAUGGAGAAGAAGUCGGGCUCCCGUCCGAUGAAGGAGAUCCUCACCCGGUUGGAGGAGUUUGAGUAUAUCAAGUGUCUCAUCUUCCCCGAACAUGUCAUACUCAAGGAGCCGGUGGAAAACUGGCCACUGUGCGAUUGUCUCAUAUCGUUUCACUCCAAGGGCUUCCCGCUGGAAAAGGCCAUCCAGUACUCACAGCUGCGGAAACCGUUCAUCAUCAACAACCUACAGAUGCAGUAUACGCUACAGGACCGGCGCAUGGUGUACCGGCUACUGGAGCGAGAGGGUAUCGACCUGCCCCGGUUCGCCAUCCUGGACAGGGACGCGCCAGACUUUGUCGAAGAGCGUGACUUCCUCGAGAGUGAUGAUGUGGUGGAAAUAAACGGCAUCACCUUCAACAAGCCGUUCGUGGAGAAGCCGGUGUCUGCUGAGGACCACAACAUCUACAUUUACUACCCGUCGUCGGCCGGCGGCGGCAGCCAGAGACUCUUCCGCAAGAUCGGCAGCCGCUCGAGCGUCUACUCGCCCGAGUCCCGGCUCCGGCGGACCGGCAGCUACAUCUACGAGAACUUCAUGCCCACGGACGGCACUGAUGUGAAGGUGUACACGGUCGGGCCCGAGUACGCGCACGCCGAGGCCAGGAAGUCGCCGGCCCUGGACGGAAAGGUCGAACGGGACCAGGACGGAAAGGAGGUGCGCUACCCCGUCAUUUUGACCAACAACGAGAAGCUGAUCGCCCGCAAGGUGUGCCAGGCAUUCAAGCAGACCGUGUGCGGGUUCGACCUGUUGAGAGCCAACGGGCGAUCGUACGUCUGUGACGUCAACGGCUUCAGCUUUGUCAAAAACUCCAACAAGUACUACGACGACUCGGCCAAGAUCCUGGGCAACAUGGUGCUGCGGGAGCUGGCGCCGACGCUGCACAUCCCGUGGUCGGUGCCGUUCCAGCUGGACGAUCCUCCGAUCGUGCCCACCACCUUCGGCAAGAUGAUGGAGCUGCGCUGCGCCAUAGCCGUCAUCCGACACGGAGACCGCACGCCCAAACAGAAAAUGAAAAUGGAGAUCAGACAUGAAAAGUUUUUCGCCAUUUUCCACAAGUACGACGGCGGUCAGCAGGGCCACAUCAAGCUGAAGAAGCCCAAACAGCUGCAGGAGAUCCUGGACGUGGCGCGCGAGCUGCUGGAGGUGUCACCCGAUCACCCGGAGGUCGCCAAAAAGCGAGCCAAGCUCGAGCAGCUGCGCAACGUCCUCGAAAUGUACGGCCACUUUUCCGGCAUCAACAGGAAGAUCCAGCUCAAGUAUCAGCCCAAGGGGUGGAAACGCAGCAGCGAAACCGAAACGUCGGACGACCCGUCUCUGGUGCUGGUGCUCAAGUGGGGCGGUGAACUGACUCCGGCCGGUCGAGUCCAGGCCGAGGAGCUCGGCAAAAUUUUCCGUUGUAUGUACCCGGGAGGCCAAGGUAUAAUGCAGCCGUGGGGAUCAGGAAUGUCGGAGGGCUUCCCCGCAUAUCACUGGGAGUACGCCGGUACACAGGGGCUCGGCCUGCUGAGGCUCCACUCCACCUACCGGCACGACCUCAAGAUCUACGCGUCCGACGAGGGUCGUGUGCAGAUGACCGCCGCUGCGUUCGCGAAAGGUCUGCUGGCGCUAGAGGGAGAGCUCACCCCGAUCCUGGUACAAAUGGUGAAGUCAGCCGACACCAACGGACUCCUGGACAACGACUCCGACUCGAGAAACCUACUCAACAUGGUGAAGAGCCGGAUCCACGACCUGUUCCAGCAGGACCGCGACUUCACCGAGGACGACAUCCAUCAGCUGAACCCGACUGGCUCCAUCAGCGUAGCCAAGGCGCUCAGCAGGCUCAAGAACCCAGUGGAGACGUGUGAGCUGGUCUACAGUCACCUGCAGAAACUGUUGGCGGUCAUCACACCGAAAAUGGAGGAGUCCAAAGAGCUCAUCCUCUACCACGGGGAGAGCUGGGAGCUAAUGCUGCGCCGUUGGGUCAAACUCGAGAAGGACUUCAAGACGGCCAACGGCAAGUUUGACAUCAGCAAGAUCCCGGAUAUUUACGACAACAUCAAGUACGACCUGCAGCACAAUCAGAAGGUGCUUCAGUUCGACGAUGCUGAGGAGAUGUACCGUGUGGCCAAAACGGUGGCCGACGUCAUAGUUCCACAGGAGUACGGCCUGACUCGUCAGGAGAAGCUCUCCAUCGGUCACGGUAUCUGCACGCCGCUGCUGAAAAAGAUACAGGCCGACCUGAGGCGUAACAUCGACGAGGGUGCAGAGGACGUCAACCGACUCAAUCCUAU